CACUACUGAGUCUCAAAACCUGAACUAGGCCUAACUAACCUAAUUUGAACCAAUCUCGUAGCAAUGGAACAUCAUCACAACAGCUGUUUCACCUACUUGGACGAUUCCUCUGCUUUCAGUUAUUGUAACAGCGACAGAUCCGGAGAGUUUCAAACAACUUCCCCCGAGAGCCUACGACGACGAAUCUUCCUCUCUUGCACCAAUGACAACUCCUCCGACGAUUUGAUCAGAUACCUCGUAACGCAUCUCGAGUCAUCAUCCUCCUCUUCGAUCGAGGAACAGAAGCAAGCUGCUAUGGAGAUUAGAAUCUUAUCAAAGAACAAAGCAGAGAACCGUAUCAAACUCGCUAAAGCAGGUGCGAUUACACCGUUGGUUUCUCUCAUCUCUUCUUCUGAUCCUCAGCUUCAAGAGCACGGAGUCACUGUGGUUUUGAAUCUCUCACUCUGCGACGAGAACAAAGAGAUGAUUGUUUCUUCCGGUGCUAUUAAACCUCUCGUUAAUGCUUUGAGAUUAGGAACACCUACGACUAAAGAGAACGCUGCUUGUGCUCUGCUUCGGUUAUCGCAGUCGGAGGGUAACAAAACCGCCAUCGGAAGAUCCGGUGCGAUUCCUCUG
Camelina sativa (false flax) is the source of this 615-nucleotide messenger RNA. NCBI's taxonomy places the organism in Eukaryota, Viridiplantae, Streptophyta, Magnoliopsida, Brassicales, Brassicaceae. The record is from RefSeq and is a predicted model, not a curated record.